UUGUCGGCCUUGCUUGAGCUGCUGACGCAUUCCGUGUCGGCUGGAGGGUGUCCCUCUGUCCGCCCGGAGCGCUGCAGCCCGAUGGAUGUUUCGGCCGAAGGCGCGACGGCGCACGGGGCCGAGACCGCCGUCUCGCCUCGCGCUACUGCAGCGUUUCUGCUUCGCUGCGCGCGCGCGCCCGACCGCUUCUUCUACCCGUGCAACGCCAAGGCGCGCGAGCCGCGGGACUGCUCGUACCGGCUGCUGAGAGCCGGCGGAGCAGGGCCGGUGACCGUAUUUGUGGCGGAGUGCGCCUACGGCGAGGGCGGCACUGGGUGGCGCGUCUGGCCGUGCGCACUGCUCCUCUCCUGCUGGCUCGCCGCAAAUCACGCGGCGCUCCCUCUCGCCGGCUCUCGCGCCAUCGAGCUCGGCUGCGGGCUCGGGCUGCCGGCGCUGACGGCAGCCAGCCUCGGCGCCGGCGACGUGCGCAUCACCGACUGCCUUCCCAAGCUGCUGCGCACCGUCCGCCGCAGCGCCGCCCGCGCCGCGCGGCCGCACCUCGUCGCGGCGGCGCUGCUCGACUGGGACCACGUGGCGGCGCCCGACGAGGCCGAGGUGUACUCAACGGAGCAAGGCGUCAAGGCGGCGCAGCGGAAGGAGGCCGGGCCGGGCGGCGGCGGCGGCGAGGAUGCGUGCGGCGUCGCGCCUCUCCCCGCCGGCGACCGCUUCGACCUCCUCCUCGCCUCGGACGUGGUCUACUCCCUCUCGCACGCGAGGCGAUUGCCCGCCGUGCUGGAGCGGGCGGCCGCGCCGAGUCGCGCGCUCGCCUGCCUGAUGGUGCCUGUCCGCUCGGAGGCGCACACGCGCCGCUUCCUGGACGAGCUUGCGGCGGUAGGCUUCCGCGUCAGGCUCGCGCGCGUCUCUGCCCGCUGGGUGGAGGCGGUGGUGGCGGUCCAGCUGGAGCGGGAGGGGGAGGGGGAGGGGGAGGGCGGCUGGUCGGAGUGCGCCGCCGCCAGCGGGAGGCCCUUUUACCACCACCGCGCCAGUGGCCGCUCGGUGUGGCACCGUCCCGCGGAGAUGGACUACGCAGCCCUGCUGGCGCGCGCGCAGCCAGACACGCGCGCCGACGAGGUAUACCGGGCGGAUACGCGCCUCACAGAGGGCGAGAUCCUCUUCGUCGAGGCAGCAAGGGGAGAGCCACCGCUUGUCCCUGCCGACACCGGUUAA
Messenger RNA from Emiliania huxleyi CCMP1516, 1206 nucleotides. RefSeq lists its product as hypothetical. The coding region runs from base 82 to 1206 and encodes 374 amino acids. The transcript is spliced from 2 exons. NCBI's taxonomy places the organism in Eukaryota, Haptophyta, Isochrysidales, Noelaerhabdaceae. The record is from RefSeq and is a predicted model, not a curated record. Gene Ontology annotation, molecular function: protein binding.